AUUAAUCAUGGGGGAAUGAGCGAGUUAAAGCUCGAGGAGCAAAUUGCGCACGCGCUGUGGCUCAGGAUGACGUGCUUUCUUGUGUGUUUGUGCGUCCUGUCGUUGGGACUUCAUCAGAUAACUACAGCAGCAGCUUUUAUUCCGGAGAGAAAAGUGUCACACUGUAACGUGUCAGGAGAAUGGCACAGCGAGCUCGGAUCGCAGCUGCAGCUCAGAGCUGACGGACCGGAAGUGAGGGGCGUGUACCGGACGGCAGUGGAGAGCACGCGCGGGGCGGCGGGUGCGAGGCGCGAGGCCAGAGUGCUCGGGGUGAUGAGUGACGGCGCGCAGCCCACGGUGGCCUUCUCCGCUCUGUGGCCCAAAGGAUCAUGCACUACCUGGGUGGGUCAGUGUUUCAUUUCACCAGAAGGUGGUCAGGUCCUGAAAACGCUGUGGAUGCUGCGCUCUGCUGCUGAGAGCACUACGGACAACUGGGACAGCACUAGGUUGGGAGAGGACCGGUUCUUUUUUGCUCGAGGUUUGGAAAGCCUGUAAUGUCUUGUUGGUGUAUCAGUAUUCUUUGGGUUUAUCUAAUGAUGCAUAUAAAAAGAUGGACACAACAGAGCUGAGAUUUGUACAUCACUCCAGGUCAAUAAACAAUCCCAGAAUGCAA
Clarias gariepinus (North African catfish) is the source of this 652-nucleotide messenger RNA. RefSeq names its product avidin (gene avd). The transcript is spliced from 4 exons. NCBI's taxonomy places the organism in Eukaryota, Metazoa, Chordata, Actinopteri, Siluriformes, Clariidae. Gene Ontology annotation, molecular function: biotin binding. The record is from RefSeq and is a predicted model, not a curated record. The coding region runs from base 16 to 534 and encodes 172 amino acids.